AUGGCCAAGUGCAUCCUCUGCCUGCAGGAUGCAAAGUCGAUCAACCUGGGCACCAUUUGGUCCAUCAGAGAAACAUUCGUCGCAAUCCUAGCCGUCAACGCCCCAGUCCUGGGUCCCUGGAUCGCCAAAAACGCUUCGGCCGUGCGAUCCCGCACAUCAAAGAACCGCUCCAAGACGGGCGGCCAAGAGUCAGCUAACCACAUUGUCACCAUUGGCGCGAAGAGCAGCAGCCAUCGUCUUGAUAAAUUGACCAAGGAUGGCCGUUCCGCGAAUAUGGGGUGGACCGAGAUUGAUAACGACAGCGAGGAACGCAUCAUGAAGAGCCUGCACGACGUGUCCGUUUCGGCUAAGCGUUCGGACGAGGAGGUUCGCAGUAAUACGGGAAAUAUCCAUGUCAAGACUACGUUUGAGAUCUCGAGGAUGGCGUAG
Molecule: messenger RNA, 429 nt
Organism: Colletotrichum fioriniae
Lineage: Eukaryota; Fungi; Ascomycota; Sordariomycetes; Glomerellales; Glomerellaceae
Source: RefSeq, a predicted model, not a curated record